AUGGCAAAGUGCAGUAUUUCAGGAGAAAAAUUCAUUAACUUUGUGUUCAGCCCUUGCAUCGGGUUGCUUGUUAGUCCUGAUGUUAAUGAACUAUGCUUGCGAGAUAAUCUGACUUUUGAGGAAUUAUUAAGGCCAUUUAGCCAACUGUCUAAAGAUGUAACGUUUAGAGACAACAACAACGUCAUCCAUUCUGUGAAAAAUUUACAGCUAAAAUUUUUUGAUGUCAAUUCCUGUCUUUCGCCCAAACACAUAACUCAGUCUUGGGUGCGAUACUUUGUUAACAUUUGCUCUACAGAUAAUACUGUCAGGUCUCAGAAGUUUUGUGAUGGGAGUCGGUCUGUAGUCGUUCCAACAUCUCUUCCAUGGUUUGAAGCAUGGCGUUAUCUGUUCAUAACUAAUUUACAGCCAUUUGAACAUGAAUUUAUCACUCACAAUCUAGCCUGUAUAUUUGUUUUGACAACUGCACAUCCUGAUCCGAUUCGGGGUUUUACUGAACUAACUCAGAGCCAGUCCAAUCAACAACAUCAUCUUCCAGGAAGUCGUCCGUUUUGGUUUACAGAAAAUGUGCUUAAAUUUUAUGUAUUAUUACAUGAUGGUUCGUCGAAUAUCAAACAAAGCUGUGUUGACGAAAUAUUCAGCCAAGUGAAAACUACGUUUGGCGCUCUCAAUUGUCAUUUGUUAACCAUCUUCACUUCAUCAUCUGGAAGUGAAAUUUUAAGUAAUAACAGUUGCGCACCAAAUCACUUAUUAUUUAACAACCAUUAUCAAGCUAAUGGAAUAAUCAAUCAACCGAACACACCAUCUACUAUCGUCCAUGCAUCAGAAAAUGAACCACAUUCCGAUCCUUGGCUGCAUCAUUUGCUACCACAUGGCUAUAAACCCCAGUUGGAUCAUAAAUUAUUUCCACCCAGAGAUGCACCGAUAAAGUCAUGUAAUAAUCAAAUAAUAAAUGGAAACAACGAUCCCUUGACAGUUGAGGACUCUAGGGAAGCGUGUGGUCAAAUAUUUGAUCUUGGUAAAACAUCAUCUCUUGAUACAUCUUGUUUAUCUGCUUCAAGCAUUAGCUCCCAGUCCUCGUAUACAUUUUUACCCAGUCGUUAUAACCAACCACAUGGACAACAUUUAACACAAGCUGAUCGGGAUCGUAUACACAUGUUUGUUUAUGAUUUCAGUGUACGGGCUCUUCUCCCUUGGGUUGAGAAAACAAUGCGUAGUCUAAACGAUCAGAUUGCGCAUCGAAUGCGUCUUUCGCGUUCUUUCUUUAAUGCCACUAAGAAAUUUUUUACUCAAGCUGUUGGUGGUGGUGGCAGCAACAACACUACAGUUAGUACUACAAAUAACUUAACUUCAAGAACAUAUCCUAAUCCAUCGCCUAUUGAAACGUCAGCGAACUAUAUAAGUAAUCCGUGUAGCCCAAUAAAUCCUACUAUUGUAAAUGAUUCGAAGGGAGAAUCAUCUUCCAAUAGUAUAUUGACUCCUCAAAGUGUUUCAUAUGCAGCCCCAGCCAAUCACUCUACAAUUGUGUAUAGCCAAGAUUCACCUGAAUCUCAAAUGCGUCGUCUAGCUGAUUUAGCAUUUCUGUUUCAGCAAUAUGAAGUAGCCUAUCAGACGUAUAAUGUAUUAAAACGUGAUUUUCAAAAUGAUUCAGCUUGGUUACAUUAUGCUGGAGCUCAGGAAAUGUCUGCCUUAUCUGUUUACCUUCAAGGUGCGACAAGCCAACGUCAGUAUCCAUAUCAUCUCAUGGAUUCAGCUGUAACUACUUACCUUCAAUCUCAUUUAUCACCAGAACUUGCUUUACGAUCAACUCUGUUAAAUUUUGAAGCAUUAUGUAGUCGUGGUCUCUACAAUGAAGCUUCUGUGGCGUUGAUUCGACUAACUUCAGACGAAGAUGAUCUUAUCAGCGGUCUCCUCAUAGAACAAAUAGCUCAUUGCGUUCUAUCACUGAAACGCCCAAUGUUAAGAAAGUUUGCAUUUCGUAUGGCAUUAGCAGCACAUCGAUAUGCUCGGGCCAAACAGCCGCUUUUGGCAAUACGAAGUUACAAAUCAGCUAUGCCAAUUGUUAUGGGUCAUGGAUGGAGUUUAUUAGAGGAUCAUAUAAAUUUCAAUGUCGGUAAACAAGCUUAUCUUAUUGGAGAUUUAAAUACAUCUUGUAAGGCUUUAGCAGAAACAUUAAAUUCAUCUAGUAGACAGUCUGCGGAACGUCAAUUGAUAUUUGUUAAAGAAUAUUUAUCAACAUUAACAAAUUUAUUAUCUACUAGAUGUGAUAAAGACCAAACUUUACCAGAAUUCCCUUUACCAAUUAUUGAUCUUCAUAAUUUUAAAAUCAUCAUUGGUAAACCAUCGCAACAAUAUCAACAACCAGCUGAUAAUUGUAAUCAAGCAAAUUUACAUUCCGAUCUAUUCGUUGAAGCUCGAGGUGUACAGUUUUCGGAUACUGAAGACGAUGAAAUAGUGAAUGAAGAUAUUGGUGACGAAUUAACACCUUCCUCAUUGUCACAAGUCAUCGAGUGUGAGAAUAUCGAUCCAUUCAAUAAUGUAGAAUUUCAAAAACUCACUAAACACUAUCAUAAUUGGAUGGAGGCCACAGACGUUAGCAGUAGCAGCAGUGAAGAAAGUUUGGUAGACGGUGAUCAUGUUGAUACCCGUUACAGAAACGGUGAUUGUUAUCCUCAUCAUAUGAAUGACAGUAAUGAUGAAUCUAGUUAUCGUGUUACUCAUAAAAAAAGUAUAUCAUCUCAAAGUAUGAUUUGUCAACGACUAGAGUAUAUUCUUUUGCAAACAACAUUACCAACCGAUGAGUCGAAGAAUUCGCAUUACUUCAAACGUGAUAAAAUUAUUUACACACCUCGUUCAAAGUAUAAACGAAUGCCUACAUUUCCUCUUGGUGAACAUUUAACUGUACGAAUAACACUCAUUAAUCCUAUGCGUAUUCCAUUAGUUUUCACUAAUGUUCAUUUAUUAUGGAUAUUUAAGUUGACAAAUUCCAUCACAGAGUCAUCAUCUUGUACAGUGAAUACAAUUGAUCCAAAUAUAAUAAAUAAUUCAUCUUCUCACUAUCAUUUAUGUAAUAAUGUCAAUAAUGAUCAAUUAAUUAAUAUAACAAAUGAAAUUACAACUCAUUCCAACUAUUCUUAUCCUCAUCAUCAACAAGAAAGACAACAUGAAAUGAUCAAUCAAUUUGUUUCUGGUGAAACUAUAAGUGAAUUUAUUAUGUUACCGGGAGAACGAAAAAAUCUUCAACUUAGUAUAAUCGCUAAACGAUUGGGUCAGAUAACUAUAACUGGCCUAGGAUUUGAAUGGAGCUAUCUGUCACCUCAUCAAAAUAGUGUUGAAAAUCACAUUAACAUUAAUCAUUAUGUUGUUAAUUCACCAUCUAUUAUUGAAUCUGCGCCAAACUUAUUUUUAUCUACCACAACAUCAAAAUCAUUCAACAACAAUCUGUAUAUUGAUGGUAAAAAUUCAUCAGUUACUGAUUCAAUGUGCACUAAUCUCCCACCUCAUAUUACUACUAAUAGUGACAGUGCAAAAUUCUAUUCAAUCAUAAAAACGUAUAACAGUGUAAAUGAUAAUUCCAUGAUACGGCUACCGUUGGAUUGGUCAAUUACGCAUCCAGUUCCUUCUUUAAGAGUAUUUUUCAACUCAUUCCCAAGCCAACUCUAUGAAGGUCAGAUAUGUUCAGUUCAAAUUUCACUAACUAAUAGUGGGUUAAUACCACUGACUAAUUUGCGUAUCGCAUCAAAUUGUCCAGGUUUAUUUGCAUUUGGUUCAAUUCCAUAUGAUCUGUCACCAAAUAAACAUAUUCAUUAUCUUUCAAUUCAGCCAUUAGAGCCAUGGAUUGAUGUUCCUUUUAGUCAGUCUUCUUUAAACAACAGUUACUGUACUGGUAAACAACCUUCUAUACUAAUGCCAGGUACAACUAUUACACAGAAAUUAUGGUUACGUGGUCCAUAUUUAACAUAUCCAUAUUCUCGUAGAAUGCAUCAUAACCCGAAUUCACAUCGUUAUCCUCAGCUCAUUUCAGCUUUACCAUCAUCAUCAUCAUCAUUAUCUAAUCAAAGUAGCUAUGGUAGUAACACUUCCGGUGUUGUAACUUAUGGUGGUCCUCCUACCGUUACUACUACAGUUCCUGUAACUUCUACUAUAAACACCAAUACUGGUAUUUUACAUCAUAUACAGCAAAAAACUGUACAUAUUGUUUUUCAAUAUGAAUCCACUAACAAUUUACGAAAUGAACAAAGGCAAAAACCAUUUUCUGGUUGUCGUUAUGUUCGCCAUCGUUCUGAACUUGAACUGAAACCAUCAUUGCAUUUUGAAGCUGUUGCAAAUUGUUUAAAUAUAACCGAUAUCAAUGAUUUGCUGAUUAGUGUACAAAUUAAAAAUGUUGUUAAUUCAACAGUUCCUAUAAAUUUUCAAAUUAUGCAGAUUGCUUGUAUUAGUCGUGAUUGGAGCAUAAAACCUAUUCAAUCAACUUGUAAUAUUGAUACUGUUCCUAGUAUAAAUGUUAUCGUCAACUCAUUUAGAAUUUUUUGUCGAUCUGGAAUAAAUUGGCAUCAUCACUCUAAUGAUGAUUCAAUUAAAUCUUCUGACGACAGUUUAUCCUUGGAUAUUAAUCUUCUUAUAACAUGGAAGGGUUCAACAGAAACUACACUAACUAAUCUUCAACAAUCUAUUUGGGGGCAAAGUCAUUUAGGAAUUAAUCAUCUAAAUUAUCCAGUACGAAUGCCAUAUAACUAUGACAAUAAUUAUAAUACAUUGGAUUUACAAUCAUCUAGAAGAAGAUUUAAAAAGCGUAAACAUAAAAUCAUAAAUAAGACAAAUUCUACAAAAAUAGUUGAUUUCAACGAAUUUGAUUUAUCCAAUUUAAUGAGAUUUCAAUUAAAUUAUCCAAAACUUGUAAAUUAUUAUUCCCAGAAGAACAAUAAUAUUUCUGAUGAUCAAAAUCAACACAAUCAUAAUCAGAAUAUAAAUUAUACUACUUGUUCAUUUGAAGAUUUCUUUAAACAUUUUUAUAAUUCACCAUUCAAUCUUCUUAAUAAUAAUCGAUUAAUAUGUGAACAAUUGAAAAAAUUUUUUGUUCCAAUCUCUGUACAAGCCAAAAUAUACAAUAGUUCAAAAUGGCCUAUUAUUGUUCAAUUAGAUAUGAAUGAUAAGAAUGAAUUUCAACGUGAACCAAUAUCAGAAGAGGUCUUAUCAUCAACACUUGAAACAAAUCAAUCACAACAUAUUAAUCCGUUUCAAGUGUAUAACUCAUCAUCAUUGUCGCAAUUGGAAUCAAUUUCUCGUAAUAUAUCCUUUAUUCCAUCUCUUAUAUGGAUUGGUUUAACUAAACAAGAAUUUCAUCUACAACCGUAUCAAGUCAAAUGCUUAACACUAAAAGGUCUAGCACCACAACUUGGAAUUUAUAACUUAUGCACAUUUAGUAUAAAAGCAGCUCCACUAUUACUAUGUAAUUCACAUUCCAAUCUAAACACAACAAAUAAACCUUUGUUAAUUGAUCAAAAUAUAUUUCCAAUAUUUCUUGUUAAAAAUCAUAAUAUGUUAUCUUUGGUUAUUGUAGAAUAAUUAAACAAAAAAAAACCAUUGUGUCCAUGUAAUCAAUCACCGUCUGCCAUGUAAACACAAUCCUUAACAACGUGCCUCUUUUCAUUUUUGUUGAGAUUCAAUGUAUACAAUAGAUGAUAAAGUAAUAGUUGUUUCAUAUUUAACACUGUUAUCGUCAAUAAAGCAUAAUGAUGAUUUAAUUCUACUCGAAUUGAUGUUUAUCUGUCUUAUGAUUUGUCUAUCUAUUUGUUUGAU
Messenger RNA from Schistosoma mattheei, 5796 nucleotides. The record is from the annotation of a GenBank genome assembly. Lineage: Eukaryota; Metazoa; Platyhelminthes; Trematoda; Strigeidida; Schistosomatidae.